Orcinus orca (killer whale) is the source of this 829-nucleotide messenger RNA. RefSeq names its product lathosterol oxidase-like. NCBI's taxonomy places the organism in Eukaryota, Metazoa, Chordata, Mammalia, Artiodactyla, Delphinidae. The transcript has a single exon. The annotation marks the transcript as partial. Gene Ontology annotation, molecular function: iron ion binding; oxidoreductase activity. The record is from RefSeq and is a predicted model, not a curated record.
CCACAAUUUUUAAAGAACCAAGUCUAUCGAGAGAUUAUGCAUUCUGUCCAGUCAAUGCCACGGAUAAGCAUCCCCACGGUCUCAGUGCUCUUGCUAGAGGUGAGAGGUUAUAGCAAACUACGCGACGGCAUAGAGGAGUUUCCAUACGGCUGGCUUCGAUUCACUGCUUGUGUACUGUCCUUUCUCUUUUUCACUGACAUGCUGAUGUACUGGAUUCACAGAGGCCUUCAUCAUAGACUUGUAUCUAAGCGCUUACACAAACCUCAUCAGAUCUGGAAGAUCCCAACUCCAUUUGCAAGUCAUGCUUUUCAUCCUCUGGAUGGCUUCCUUCAGGGUCUACCUUACCGCAUAUACCCAUUUAUCUUCCCAUUACACAAGGUAGUUCAUUUAGGUUUGUACGUCUUGGUCAAUAUCUGGACAAUUUCUAUUCAUGAUGGUGAUUUUCGUGUUCCCCAUAUCUUCAGGCCAUUUAUUAAUGGCUCAGCUCAUCACACAGACCACCACAUGCUCUUUGACUAUAACUAUGGACAGUAUUUCACAUUGUGGGAUAGAAUUGGAGGCUCAUUCAAAAAUCCCUCCUCCUUUGAAGGGAACAGACCACUUAACCAUGUGAAGAAGAUGACAGAAAAAAAGUGCAACAGCGGGGCUUCCCUGGUGGCGCAGUGGUUGAGAGUCCGCCUGCCGAUGCAGGGGACAUGGGUUCGUGCCCCGGUCCGGGAAGAUCCCACCUGCCGCAGAGCGGCUGGGCCCGUGAGCCAUGGCCGCUGAGCCUGCGCGUCCGGAGCCUGUGCUCCGCAACGGGAGAGGCCACAGCAGUGAGAGGCCCGCG